AUGGAAACAAUUCAAGUGAGAGAAAGAAUUGAGGAGAAAGUUUUAGCCUUUGUGAGGGAAUUAGUUUCAUCACCAUCAUCUGAUAUUCCGAAUGAAAAAGGCUUCUUGCUGAAAGAUCUGACCAAAUAUCCAUCAACAUUUAUUUCCAAGUUUCAGGUGAUGAAUUUAGUGUAUCAGUUGUGUACUUUAAACAAAUUUUCAACCAAGAGAGAUUUGUAUUAUUGUAACAAGCCUAUUCUAAAAGAUCAGACACAACUAGAUUCCAUAUUGAAGGAUUUAUCAUCAAGUUGGCGAGUUAAUAGGCAUGAUCUUCAUAUUGUUCCUCAAUCGAAGGGAGAAGUUUGUGGACCAAUUGCUUGGAAGGAAAUCUCAUUGAUUGAUAUUGAAAAUAGAGGACAACAACCAACAACAACUAUAGUCAGUGCUUCUAAAGGGUGUAAUCUUCCUUCGAUUCCUCAUUUACAAAUUGUAGAGUUCUCUAUCCCUGUUGAAGUAGAUAAGGUGAUCAUUGUUGAAAAAGAGUCAGUUUUUCAAGUGUUGAAAAGUCAAGCAAGCAGUCUCAAAGAUACAUCAUUAAUAAUCACAUCUAAGGGAUAUCCUGAUGUUCCAACAAGAGAUUUUAUUGUAACACUAACAAAGCAAGUAGCAAAAUAUCAAAGGAGAAGUUUGAAUAUUUUCACACUCACAGAUGGUGAUCCUUAUGGAGCUGAAAUUGCCAAUGUUUACAUGAAUGGUUCGUUAUCAUUUGAAAAUGAGAAGGAGAAUCUGACCAUCCAUAGUUGUGUAGACUCCACCGAAGAUUGGCAUUAUUGGGUGCUUCAAACUUGUUCCAGAAUGUCAUGGAUUGGAGUUCAUUUGAAUGAUUUUGACAAUGCUCCUCAAUUGAUUUCAAAGUGGAAGGAUUGUUGGAUGCCUCUGGAAGAAUUGGAUUUGAAAAAGAUAAACUCUCUAAACAACACCCAACUUGAAUUGGAUGACACUGUAAAAACUCAAAUUAAUUUACAAAAAGAUUUAAAUUACAAAGUCGAAAUAGAGGAAUCAUCGGAAACAGACAGUGACUAUUGUGAAGCUUACGGUUCCGAUUUUUAUGAUGAUUGUGUUCAACUUCAUGCUGAUACCAUUAAAACAUCAGACAAUUUACAAGAAUUUAUUUUGGAUGCUCAAAACAAGGGAGGAAGUAAAUUUACGCAGUGUGGUGCAUUGGACAGCGAUUUUGGUUUACCAGGUUUGCAACUCAAGUUGGAUAAUGAACAAUUUAAAACAAUUGGAUUUCCAUUGUCGAAUGGGAGUGCUUCAGAGCUAAUUCAAUUUUGCAGUAAGGCACCAUAUGGAAGAGGAGAGGAUACAAUUUACGAUGAAAAUGUUAGAAAAACAUGGCAAUUAGAUCCAUCAAGAUUUGAAAUUACAAAUCCAACUUGGGAUGAUUUGAUUGACGGUUUAGUGGAUAAUGAAAUUAGGGAUGGCUUGGGAAUUAGUAAACAUCUCAGACUCUCAGCUAAUUUAUACAAGCUAUUAGUAUAUGAAGAGGGAGGUCACUUUCAAUUUCACAAAGAUUCGGAAAAGGAAGAACGAAUGUUUGGAACACUAGUUGUUCAACUUCCUUCGGAAUAUAGUGGAGGUGAAAUAAUAGUUAGACACGGAGAGGAAGAGGAAGAAUAUGAUUUUGCAUCUGUUUCUAGAUAUACUCCUCACUUUAUUUCUUUUUAUGCAGAUUGUGAGCACAUGAUUAAGAAUGUAAAUUCUGGUUACAGAGUUUGUUUGAUAUAUAACCUUUGUUUUUCAGGUAACAAAGAAAGUAAGCCAACACUUAAAGGUUAUGAAGAAUUAGCCAAAAGACUUCAACAAAUAGUUUCUGAGUGGAAUGCUGAUGCAAAAGAUGUUGACACUCUCUACAGAAUGUAUGUAUUUCAGCACCAAUAUUCUCAAAAGAGUUUGGAUCCUGAAAAUCUUAAAGGUUCUGAUUACAAUAUUUACGAUAUUCUGGAAAGGUAUGCUGAGGAAUAUCAAGACCUUGUUUUAGAUUUAGGAAUUAUGGAGAGGAAGGUGGAAGGUUUUGACGAUCCAGAAGUAUCACUCGAGUAUAUUUUUGGAUCCCAACAACGUAAAAUAGACGUUCCUUUCAGAAGUGUUGUUUGCAAGUCUGCUCUGUCUUCCAUGAAACUAUUCCACAAGUCCAUUAACGAAAAUACUGGAAAUGAGGGGUCAACAAAAGAAAAGCAAUACAGAAAUGCAUGUCUAAUGAUUUAUCCAAAGAAGUGCCAACAAAGAAUUUGCCUCAAGUUUGGAUUUUCAUUUUGUAGCAAAAUAUUACCUUCAUUCAUAGAGUCAAACUCUAGAGAGAAUUCUAUUGCAUUUGUAAAGCAGAUGCUGGCCAAGAAAAACAUCUACUUAUGGGGUGAUGAAGAAAAAGUUGUAAUUCAAUCUAUUAUUCAGCUCAAUGAUGUCGAAUUGGCAAAACUGGUUAUCGGAAUAGACCAAAAAAGUUUAUCUUCUCUUAUUUCUCAUUUUACAAUUGAACCGUUUAGAGAAACUAUUAGCGAAAAUUUAUGUAAAAAACGAUAUAUGAAGGAAUUUAUUGGCUCUCUAAUUGAAAUCAAUGACGUGCCGUUGAUACAAAUGACAAUGCCAAAGUAUUCUGUCAAUAAGUAUGACCAUUUAUACGAUAGCAGCUGCUUUGAAAAAUUAAUAAUACUUGCACAAAAAUGUACAUAUUCAAUGCAUUCAACAGUAGUAGAAAAUAUUGUGGAAGAUUAUUAUAAGUAUGCCAGUUAUAAGGAAAGUAUUACAAAGUUGAUAGACUUAUUGAAGGACACCUCAAUCUAUGAGAAAUUGAUUGUAAAAGAAUUGGCUAAAAACUCUAUUCCAAAUCAAAGAGGAAGAGGUUCUUAUGAAAACAAAGAGCUGGACCUUCCAUUGAUAAUCAAAAUUGCAAAUCAAAUUGGGGUUGAAAAAUUGAAAAAUCUACGUUUUUCAUUCUCUAAAUGGUUGACAAGUGAAAAUUGUUUGAAUAUGGUGUUAUCAACAAUGAGUUGUAAACCUCUGAGUGAAUUAUUGAUAGAAUGGAUGUUAUAUGACCAUCGAGAUUGUUUCCUUGAUUUGAAAUUCGCAACUUCCUUCAUUCGAAUGCUCCAUAACCAUUCAUGGAAUGAUUUUAUUACUAGAGCAUGCCGCGUUGUUCUUAGUGUUGCAUCAGAAGAGAAUUAUAGCACCCUAGUCGCUCCACUCAUUGAGGUUGUUUCGAAUAUUAUGCCUAAAUCUGACCAGUUAGAUAUCCUACUGAACUGGAGCAUUGAUUUAAUUGAUGAUGGAAUUAGAACAAAGAAGUUCAUUAUUCCCCUACCAAAUUUUUCUGUGAAAUCUAGUAUUUCAUGUAUUUGUAGUGACUGUAAGAUUCUAAAACAAUUUUUAUGGUCAGAAACAGAGAGAACUUGUUCAAUCACUGGCCUAGUUAAGGAACUUUCACACAUUGAAUCGAUGGUUGCUCCAAUUAGGGAAAUACAGAAACAAAGAGUUCAGAAAUCAAUUAUUUUAACAAAACUUGUGAUCUCUGAGAGACUUGUGAAACAGGCAACCGAACUUAACAAUGCAGCUAAAACUAAACUGGAAUCUUUAUUGAAAAAGAGAAGAACCCCACCUGAAGAGUCAACAGAUAAUAAUUCGACACUUCAACUAGAAGUUGCUCCCUCAUCUUCAAUUGAACCACCAAACAAAAAGUCAAAAACGGAUGCACCAGAGAUUAUUUGCAUUGAUGAUUAA
Molecule: messenger RNA, 3756 nt
Organism: Naegleria gruberi
Lineage: Eukaryota; Heterolobosea; Eutetramitea; Acrasida; Naegleriidae
Product: type IIB DNA topoisomerase
Exons: 2
Coding region: 1-3756 (1251 amino acids)
Biological process (GO): DNA metabolic process
Cellular component (GO): chromosome
Molecular function (GO): DNA binding; ATP binding; DNA topoisomerase type II (double strand cut, ATP-hydrolyzing) activity
Source: RefSeq, a predicted model, not a curated record